Diaporthe batatas is the source of this 8419-nucleotide messenger RNA. RefSeq lists its product as uncharacterized. The transcript has 8 exons. The record is from RefSeq and is a predicted model, not a curated record. Lineage: Eukaryota; Fungi; Ascomycota; Sordariomycetes; Diaporthales; Diaporthaceae. Gene Ontology annotation, biological process: secondary metabolite biosynthetic process; fatty acid biosynthetic process. Gene Ontology annotation, molecular function: phosphopantetheine binding; fatty acid synthase activity; oxidoreductase activity. Bases 553 to 8292 code for a protein of 2579 amino acids.
UGAUCGGCUCGACUGAUCGGCUCGACUGAUCGGCUCGACAGACACUUUCAAUAGCGUUACCACCUACUGCAAUAUGGAGGGUCCUGUGGGCUUCGGUCCCAAUCUGUUGGAAGCACAAGCACCAACAGACCCAUUGCGGUCCUGCCAUUGGCCCUGAGCCAGACGCUCUCCGGCGCUCCAUCGAGUCGCGGUAUAGUGUACUGUGUCUGCGGCCACGGCCAGACUGUGGUGUCUCCGCCCUCCUACAUACAGGACAAGUGAGGCGCGUGAUUAGGACUCCGACGGCCUACCCAGGACUCGCCAGCCCGUCGCCGACACUGAUGCACGAUGGGGCACUGCUCCACGAGAGCGAACGGGGUGGGCUGAUGGGGCCCUGGACGCCGACGACCAGGUGCUCGUGCGAAGCCCUUGAGAGACCUCAUACAUCAUCACCCAUCCCUCCUCUACAAAUUGUCCAUCAGCCACGGCAUCCUCCGCAUCCCUCGUAUCGCCACAUCCACCCGAUAGACUUCAACGUGCUUCGGAUACUCUAGUGACCAAGGCGUAUCGACCAUGGAUGAGCCCAUCGCUAUCAUCGGCGUGGACGCCAGGCUGCCCGGUGACGGCGACACGGCCGAGGGCUUCUACCAGUCGCUGCUGGCAGGGAGGUCGGCCAGGUCUGAGAUCCCCAAGGAGAGGUUCGCCGUCGACUCGUUCUGGCACCCUGACGCCGAGAGGAGCGGCUCGACCCGAGCAAGACAUGCACAUUUUCUCACGGGCAGUAUUGCGGCCUUCGAUGCGCCCUUCUUCUCUAUCACGCCCGCUGAGGCCAAUGGGAUGGAUCCCCAGCAGAGAGGGAUGCUGGAAUCUGUAUACAAGGCACUCGAGAAUGCUGGCAUUCCUAUCCCCAAGGCCGCGGGGUCCCAAACCGGCGUCUACGUCGGUUGUUUUGCAUAUGAUUAUAAUGAUAUAAUAGUGAAGGACUUGGACCUCCCCUCCAAGUACGCCGCCACCGGCACCGUCGCGAGCAUGCUCAGCAACAGGGUGUCAUGGUUCUUUGACUUUCGUGGCCCGAGUAUCACCGUCGAUACGGCCUGCUCAAGUAGUCUGGUAGCAGCCCACGAGGCGUGCAUGAGCCUGAAGCUCCGUGAGAUCAAUAUGGCCGUUGUUGGGGGCUGCAAUCUCAUGCUCUCGCCCGAGAUGACCCUGAAGCUGGACGCCGCCGGCGUCCUCGGGCCUGAUGGGAAGUCUUACAGCUUCGACCACAGAGGUAACGGAUAUGCUCGCGGUGAGGGGUUCGGCACUCUGGUGCUGAAACGCGUCUCUGAUGCAAUCCGUGAUGGCGACGUUAUCCGUGCCGUCAUCCGGAAUUCCUCAACGAACCAGGACGGCAAGUCCCCCGGCAUCACACAGCCAACCAAAGCUGGCCAGGCUGCUCUAAUCAAGCAUGUAUAUGAGAGAGCCGGACUCGACCCCUCUGUUACACGGUUCUUUGAGGCACACGGCACGGGGACACAAGUAGGCGAUCCUAUCGAAGCCAGUGCGAUCGCCGAGAUCUUCGCGCCGCACCGGUCGCCAGAUGAGCCACUCUAUGUGGGCGCUUUGAAGAGCAAUGUGGGACACCUUGAAGGUGCUGCCGGAGUUGCUGCAAUCAUCAAAGGAGUCUUCACACUUGAGAAGGGCAUCAUCCCACCAAACAUUUGGUUGGAAAAGGUCAAUCCCAAGAUCAAAGACUCAUGGCAUCUGAAGUUCCCCACUGAGGCAACACCCUGGCCCCAGCCCGGCCUCCGCCGCAUGUCGAUAAAUUCAUUUGGCAUUGGCGGCAGUAACGCCCAUGUAGUUAUGGAUGAUGCGUUGCAUUUCCUACAGCAGUACCGGCUAGUCGGUGACCACCGGACUAUUGCCACUCCUGGAACAUCCCAGGGCCUCCCAUACCAACCGCACGCAAACGGGCACACAAAUGGUAGCCAUCGUCGUGCGGACAGUGGGGUAGACAUGGGCGUGAAUGGGGACGCCGACGCAGCCCCCAGUCAAUUACUCGUCUUAUCCACCAACGACCAGCAAGGCGUUCUCCGUAUGCGAGAUGCCCUCGAGGGAUACUUGACGUCAAAGUCUCGCACGAACUCGGUCGCGGAUGAUGAUCGGUUACUCAGAGACCUCGGUUACACGCUAGCUUCCAAGAGAACCCACCAUGCGUGGCGAGCUUUCGCAAUUGCAGACUGCCCAAGCGCUUUACAGGACACGCUGAGGAACCUGCCAAGCGCGACAAGGGCCAAGUCCCAGCCUCGUUUGGCAUUCGUCUUCACGGGACAAGGCGCGCAGUGGCCAGCGAUGGGCGUCGAGCUCAUGCAAUAUCCGGUGUUCCAGGAAAGCAUCCUGGCCGCUGACAGAUACUUGAACGACUUGGGAUGUUCCUGGUCGCUGUCCUUCGAGCUUUGCAAGCAGGCGGGCUCGUCACGCGUGGAUGAUCCUGAGUUCUGUCAGCCAAUCUGCACCGCCCUCCAGAUCGCCCUCGUGGAUCUUCUGGCUAGCUGGGGCAUAUUCCCCCAUGCAAUCACUGGCCAUUCUUCAGGUGAGGUGGCAGGUGCUUAUGCUGCCGGGGCGAUAUCGAGGGAGGCAGCCUGGAAGGUCGCCCACUUCAGGGGGAAGCUGAGCUCUAAGCUGAUUCGGUCCGGGUCCCUGCCUCAGACAGGCAUGGCCGCAGUGGGCUUGGACACCAGAGCCACUUGGGCUGCAAUCGAACGCGUGAACCAGAUGGGUGGCCAAGGGACCUUGGAAAUCGCCUGUAUGAACAGUUGGCAGAGCCAUACUGUCAGUGGCGAUGCCAGGAAGAUCAACACGCUCGUGGAGAUGCUCAGCCAGGACAAGGUCUUCGCCCGGAAGCUCAACGUCGAGAUAGCCUAUCAUUCCCAAUAUAUGAAGGCCAUUGCAGACGAGUACCUUGAAUCCAUGGGGAAUCUGGAAGCUGGGACACGUCUGAAACAGCCCAGGGCGACUUUCUUCUCCUCGACCCGUGGAUCCUCUAUCUCAUCGGCCGAACUCCGAAAGCCAUCCUACUGGGUCGCCAACCUCGUCUCCCCCGUCCGAUUCUGCGAAUCCGUGACAGAGCUUCUCAAACACUCUGUCGACAAGCCAGAGAACGAUGGAUCCAAGAGGGCGGCGUCUGCUCCUUCGGCACUCAUCACAGACAUACUCGAGAUUGGCCCGCACGCUGCCCUUAAGGGUCCCUUGGCCAACAUUUCCAAGCAAAUCUCUGGCAGGGAUGCAAUCAAUUACCAUUCCCUGCUCAAACGCAAAUCGUCUGCUGUUCAGACUGCUCUGGAGGCAGCUGGGUCCUUGUUUUGUCAAGGCUAUGAGGUCGACCUACAUGAGGUCAACGAGGCCGGUGGAUCGGACGGUCGCAAGCCGCUGAUGCUAAUUGAUCUACCGAGUUAUCCAUUCAACCAUUCGAAGGAAUAUUGGCUUGAGAGCCGUCUGAGUAAGAGCUUCCGCCACCGGCCAACCGGCCGCCAUGAUCUUCUUGGCGUGCCCAUAGCAGACUGGAAUAAGAGUAACGCGACCUGGCGAAACUACAUUCGACUAUCAGAGAAUCCCUGGAUCGAGGAUCACAAGGUUUCUGGAGAUGUACUGUACCCUGCCGCGGGAAUGCUCGUCAUGGCCAUCGAGGCCAGUCGACAAAUCGCAGAUGGCAGCAAAGCCUUGAAGGGCUUUAGAUUCAAGGAUGUUUCAUUCCAUCUGGCAUUACGUGUACCUGACGACGCUGAGGGCGUUGAAACCCACUUCUACCUGAGGCCGUAUCGAGAGACCAGCUUGCCCUCCUCUUCGGCCUGGAACGAGUUUCAACUCUGGUCCUUCAACGAUGGCGAGUGGAGAGAGCAUUGUCGCGGACUGGUAAACAGCCAGUACGAGGAGGAUGAGAUCAAGAAUGAGCGUUUGAUACAGGAUCAAUGCAAGAGAGCAGUUCGCGAUGCUCAGCAAGCGUGCACGGCUGGCAUCGCAGUUGACAAAGUGUAUCGGAAGCUCAAGCAGUCUGGACUCGACUUUGGACCUACUUUCCAGACAUUGAACAAUAUCCGUCUCGGUCAAGACCGCACACUGCUGGCAGAUGUCAACUCGCCGCUGUCAAAGGUCCGAGAGGUCAUGCCGAGUCACUACUUGCAGCCGCAUUUGGUCCAUCCGACACUACUGGAUGGUGUUGUGCAUGCCAACAUUGCACCGCUGGUAUCGGACUCCGCGGUCUCUGAUCAACCCAGAGUGCCAGUCUACGCCGAGAGUCUCUGGGUAUCCGCCAGCCCGGAAUCCCACGACGCCUAUCUGGUGAUGACGGGUCAGCCCUCUCCUCGUGGGGACAAUGAGAUUGAAUCAUCCUUUACAGCAGUCAGCCCAAAGACGAAUCUCCCUUCAGUCUAUGCAUCUGGUUUGGUUUUCAAGACGCUCCCUGGAGGAGCGUCCCGAGAUGCCGCCGAUUCGCUUCAUGACGCAUUCAAUAUUGAGUGGAAGCCCGACCCGUCGCUCCUGAGCGACAAACAAGCCUCCAAGGUUUUCGGCGCGCCGAUGAAGGCCGAUGAUAAUCCGUCAGAUUGGAUGGAAGAUUGUGAGGCCUUGUGUCUGGCGUAUAUCCGGAGAUUCCUGGUUUCCGUUACAGAGGACCGUAUCGGCCGGAUGGCAGAGCACCACCUGAAGUACGUUUCGUGGAUGCAACACAUCUCUCGCCAGACGACUGACAGGACGGUGCCCAACAUCGAGGACCUAGAGGACAGAGUCCGGUCAAGAGCCACGCCAGAAGGUGUUCUCAUCAUCGCCGUGGGCCAAGCACUAGAUGAGAUGAUCGGAGGGCCUUUGAACCCGCUCGAUAUUAUUUUCAAGGACAAGAUCGCUGAGAAUGUCUACCGCUACGGCUUGGGAUCACAGAGAUGUUACGAGCAGCUGUGCGGCUAUGUUGAUACCCUGGCACAUAAGAACCCAGCCAUGCAGAUUCUGGAAAUCGGUGCCGGCACCGGUGGUGCGACUAGGCCUGUCAUGGAGACACUGACGGCUCAGGGUAGGCGAUAUGAGAACUACUGCUUCACCGAUAUUUCACCAUCGUUCUUCGAGCAAGCGAAAGAUACCAUUUUCAAGGACCAGCUGGAACGCGCGGACUUCCGCGUGCUCAACGUCGAGAAUGAUCCGGUCGAGCAAGGCUUCGAGGCUGGCCGAUACGACCUUAUCGUGGCUGCCAACGUGCUGCAUGCGACGAAGAAAAUCGAUGUGUCGCUUUCGAACGCGAGGUCGUUGCUUAAGCCAGGCGGAAAGCUCCUGCUCUUUGAGAUUACCAACAUCGAGGUCCUCCUUAGCCAUUUCUGCUUUGGUACACUCCCAGGCUGGUGGCUAUCAGAAGACAAGGACCGGAGAUGGGGGCCUUUGAUGUCUACCGAGAGCUGGCGACACCACCUCUCGCAAAGCGGCUUCACUGGGCUUGACGCGGUCUUCCAGGACUUUCCCGGUUCCGCCCACCAGAUGAGUUCCAUCCUUGUGUCAAGCGUGCCUCCGGACACUGCAGCAACCCAAACCGAUGGGACAACGUACAUCGUGACCGAUGGCUUGUCAGCGCAGCAAGUUGACGUCGCUAGACGUAUAAUAAAGGCUAUGGGCGCCAAUGGCCCGGCCUGCGAUGUCACAUCUUUGAUGACCUUGGGUGACAAGGACCUGAAUAGGGCGACCUGCGUGGUUCUUGCAGAACUCAAGUCCUCACUGUUUCAAGACAUGACGGCCUCCAUCUUCGCGUCUAUCAAGCGAAUGGCGAGUCAAUGCAGUUCGCUGAUAUGGGUGACCAAAGGUGGAGAUUCCCUUGCACCCGCGCCUGACAUGGAACUGGUCACUGGACUGGCCAGAGUCGCUCGGUCUGAGAGACCCGAUUUCCAGUUUGUGACGCUUUCGUUCGAGCAAAAUGAGGCCCCGGGUGUCAUUGUGGAGCAAUGCGUGCGGGCGCUCCGUGGCUUAGCAAACGGUACAGAGAAUUCUUUCAGGAUCAUUGGCGGUGUUCCGCAUGUUCCACGGCUUGUGAGGGCUAAGUAUCUCGAGGAUCACGUACGAUCUCAAACCGCUGCUCUGGGUGUGGUUCAGAACACCCUUGGCAAAGAGUCUUCUCGGUCUCUUAUUCUAAAGCCCGGUACUCCAGGCCAGAUUGACUCCAUGAGAUUUGAAGAUGAUCCCGUGCAUGACACACCGCUGUCUGCCGAUGAGGUCGAGUUCCAGACUCGGGUCUGCGGCAUUAACUCCCUGGACCUAACAUCUGUGAGGGGGCAAAUGGGAGACGUCCCCUUGGGCCUCGAGGCAUCUGGCAUUGUGUCCAGGACUGGGCCGGCCUCAAAAUUCCAGAUCGGAGAUCGAGUCUUCGGUCUGGCACUUACUGGUGCACUCAAGACACACGUCAGGUCUUCGGACGGCUGGUUGGCCAAACUCCCUGAUUGUGUAUCAUGGACUGAGGCUGCCUCCAUCCCGGUCGCUUACACUACGGCCUAUUCCGUCCUUCACGAGAUGGGCAGUGUCCGUAAGGGAGACAAGGUACUUGUACACGCAGGUGCAGACAGCCUAGCCCAAGCUGCCGUUCAGCUUGCUCAACUUGCUGGUGCCGAAGUGUUUGUCACAGUUGAUGGUGAACUUACGCAUUCUUUCUUUGCGAAACGGUGCGCUGUUCCACAAGACCACAUUCUCUCUGCCCAGGUUGGAUCCUUCAAGACUCUUGUUUAUCAGAUGACCGAAGGUCGUGGUGUUGAUAUUGUGCUGAAUACUGUUGGGAGCGAUUCACUUCCGGAGCUGGUGGGUUGUGCCGCCUCGUUCAGCCGGCUUGUGGACCUCGUUCCAAGUGGCAACAAUGCCAACGCACGCAUCUCUCUGAGUGAGCUCCAAAAGAAGAACAUUCGCUACGAGACUUACGAUCUCAGAUACCGAGCACUACAUGAUCCCGUCCGGACACAGCGUAGCUUCCAGGGAAUGGCUGAGCAGCUUUUCCUAAGGGGCCCAGGGUCGACCAUCCAGCGAAUGUCAAUCUCUAACUAUGCGUUCUCUCAGCUUCCGGAGGCGUUCCAUCAGAUGCAGUCUGGGCAUCGAGUCGAGAAAGUGGUCUUGGAACCGCACGAUCACGACGUCGUUCCUGUCUUGUCAAGACGCACACCCGAUUGCCGCCUUGAGCCCGAGGCGACUUAUGUGAUUGCUGGUGGCCUCGGUGGACUCGGAAGAUCUGUAGCGCGAUGGUUGGCUGCGCGUGGAGCCAAGAACUUGAUUCUGCUUUCUAGGCGUGGCCCCGUUCAAGAUGCCGCCAAGCAACUCGUUCAGGAGCUCGAAGUAACCUGUGACAGGAUAGCAACGCCGGCUUGUGACGUGACAGAUAGCGAAGCACUUCGGGAUGCCAUGGAGAAAUGCUUGGAAACGAUGCCACCCGUCAGAGGGUGCAUACAAGGCUCCAUGGUUCUCAAGGAUAAUCGACUUGAAAACAUGACGCUCGACGAGUGGAAUGAUGCUGUCCGUCCCAAAGCCAACGCAUCUUGGAACCUUCACGAUGUCCUGGGCGGCAAAUUAGACUUCUUCAUCAUGCUCUCGUCAACUGUUGGCAUUACAGGUGGACCAGAACAAGCCAACUAUGCCGCAGGAAACACCUUCCAAGAUGCGCUUGCCCGUCACCUGGCUUCUCGGGGCGGACAUGCCGUUUCAAUAGACCUUCCCAUCAUCCGCGGAGUUGGAUACGUAGAGGAGCGGCCGGGAUUGCUCGACCACCUCCGCGCAACGGGCUGGGCUUUCAUGGAGGAGCAUGAGUUCCAUUCCACGCUGGACUACCACUGUCGACUUGUGGACGGGGCCGUACCCCUCGUCCGGGCGCAGGUGCUGCCCCGGUUCUGGCUCCCGCAGCAGACCGCAUCGGAUGGCCACGAGCUGCCGACCUGGAGGCUCGACCCCUUGUUCAGCCACCUCGCCGUGUCAAGUUCCUCUACCACGACCGUAGAUGGCGGCACGGCCGACACGAAGAAGGCUGUCAACCACAUGGCGCUUCUUUCGGCUGCCGGGUCGCUAGAGGAGGCCGAGAAGGUGGCUCUAGAGGCGCUCCUCCUCAAACUAUCCCGCGUGCUGAGCGUCGACGUAUCCAACUUGGAUUCAGGGAAGCCGCUGCAUGCAUACGGAGUCGACUCGCUGGUGGCAGUUGAGCUGCGGUCGUGGAUAGCGAAGGAGCUCAAGGCGGAUGUUUCGGUUUUCGACAUGACUAACGCGUCGAGCAUUUCGCAGGUGGCUACAACGGCGGCGGAGAAGAGUAAGCUGGUUGUGAAGGGCGGUGGAGAUUAAUUAUGAACGGAUGAUACAACGCAUUCUGUUUUCCGCGUUCAGCGACUGACUGAGAAAGCUUUCCUCUAGAUUUUAUUUAUAUUAGGGACAUGUUAUGAAGACGUCAAUGAAACAAAGAUAAUUCCUA